GAACACCAGGUGGGCGGUGAUGUGAAGCUCACCACGCGCGACUUCACCGACAACUCGACCACCGGCUCGACGCGCGAGGUGAGCCUCUACUUUGACGGCGGCGACGUGGUCAUCGGCGGCGAUCUGCUGGUCCAGUCGGGCGACAGCCUCCUCGCGGACACCGGCGACGCGUCCAUUUCCACCGGCGAUAGUCUGCUCGAAUUGGUUCAGAAUGGGCGGGACCCCGCGGAGUAUGAAACGGGAUCCCUCGUCGUUGGCGGCUCGGUGACGGUCAAGUCCGGCUCGGUGAGCGGCCUGCGCAAUGAGAGCGGCCAAUACGGCUACAGGGCCGGCGAGGCCUGGAUCAACCUGGUCAAGGGCUUCUUGCUGGCCAACGGCUCGCAGUCGACCAUCACCGUGCAGAGCGGCAAUCCCGGACCCAGGAAGCUCAUGCAUGUCAAUGGCGUGUGGACCUGGCGCAGCACCUAUUACGGACAGAGCGGUGAGGAUGCCUACGUGCAGCUGGGCUUCGGCAGCCAGUUGGCCGCCACCAAGGACCUCAUCGUGCAGGCCGGUCACGGCGGCGACGCUGGCCUUGGCCAGACGGCUGGUCGGGGAGGCGGCUCUUCGCUCAAUAUCGGCUAUGGCGGCGACGUGUUGGUCGGCGGCAAUCUGCACAUCGUGGGGGGCAACGGCGGCAACAACUCCAUGAACGCUACGGCCUACGCUGGCGACGGAGGCCAAGCGCAGGUGAUGAUGAUAAGCGGAGGCAGCAUCAACGUGGCUGGCGACCUGCUCGUGGCCCCCGGUUCGGCCGGCCAAGCCGCGGUUGGUUCCAACGCCUACGCCGGCAGCUUCUAUCUCGGCACUGUCGUGAACAGCGUUCCCUGUCUCAAGAGGGGAUGCGCUCGCGACAACAAGAGGGGUUCCUCUUACUUCGCCGGCUCGGGUGACAUGAAUGUGCGCGUGGGCGGUGACCUCACCGUGGGCGCCGGUACGUUGUGCUGCUGCUACGCCGCCGCCGCCUCGUCGUCGUCGCCACGAACUAACUCAACUCCAACCCAACCACAACCAAUCACAGGCGGCAGUUGCCAGAGCACCUUGGAAUACCACAGCAACAAUGACUGGAACCCGAACAUGGGCGGUCUGGUGGUGGAGAACGUGUGGGAGGGCGAGAUCAUCAUCGGCGGCGACCUCCUCGUCACCGGUUGCAACGCCGGCAGCAGCGUUGGCGCCAGCGGCGGACAGAGCGCCGUCGUUUCUAUCGUUUCAGUGAGCGGCGGCGUGACGCUCGACGUCUACGGGUCGGUCGUGAUCGAGGGCGGCAACGGCGGUUCGGUCGUCGGCGGCGGUUCAAAUGGCGGUGACGCCGGGUCGGCCGUGUUCAAAAUCUAUGAGCACAGCCUCGUGAACGUCGGUGGCUCGGUGACCGUCACUGGCGGCGCUGGUGGCGACGUGGUCAAUGGCACCGGCAGCGGCGGCAGCGUCUACGAGGACUCCCAACUGGACCUGGGCAGCCGAGCGCACCUGGUGGUGGGCGACGGCAAGGGCGCCAUCACCAUCAUCGGCGGCCGCGGAGGCAACGUCUAUGCAGAGAACACUCCGAACUCGAUGGGCUAUGGCGGCUCGCCCAGUUCCGUCUACCUUAACCUCUACGACUCGUCUUCGGUCACGGCGGGCGACGUGCGCCUGGUGGGCUCGUCGAUGGGUAACGCCACGGUCAAUGGCAGCGCGCCUGUGCCGCCGCCACCGGCCCCCGCAGACCCGGCCCCCGCAGACCCGGCCCCCGCAGACCCGGCCCCCGCAGACCCGGCCCCCGCAGAUCCGGCACCCGCAGACCCGGCGCCAGCGGCAGCUGCGAGAAAGUCCGCGGCGCGGGAGAAGAGGGGAAAGGGAUUUACCAGCAACCCCGAACUGGAGCUACAAUCUCGGUCGUGGGUAAUCAUCAACGGCGACCUCGAGCUGCUUCCUGGUACCUGGCAACACACACGACAUACACAACCCGCACGGCACACACACGACACACACAGCACGAGUGACACUGUACAAUGUGUCAUUUCUACCUGA
This is a messenger RNA of Acanthamoeba castellanii str. Neff, 2046 nucleotides long. RefSeq lists its product as uncharacterized. Lineage: Eukaryota; Discosea; Longamoebia; Acanthamoebidae. The record is from RefSeq and is a predicted model, not a curated record. The annotation marks the transcript as partial. The transcript is spliced from 10 exons.